GAUUUACAUACACAGGCGAAAGAAAGAGGUAUACCAAGUGAGCGAAAGUUCCACGCUCCACUGUAGAGGUACUCAACUGAAACCAGUAUACUAACCUUAUCAUAGACGCUAUAUAUGAGUAUAUGAGAUGUCCCUUGACAGCCUAGUUAUUGACAGCAGUAUGGCGUACAGUGAUCAAGACAAUCAGAACUUCUGUAUAGACGUGAACUUCCUCCCUGCCAUCGUAAAAGCGGAAGUGAAGCAGAGGAUUAACAGAAGGCGAACUGCAGAAAAUAGAGAGGAACUUAUAGUGGAUUUGACCCCUAGAACGGAAGAGGCUCCUUCCGCCGAAGAUCUGGCCAUGCAGGCGGACAGGCGCAAUCGCAACAACGCCGCCGCCCGGAAGUAUCGACAGAAACUCCGCCAGCGACAUAGCAAAAUCCAGAAGGAUUACAACAAGCUGAAAGAAGAACGACGAGGUCUGGAGAAAGAGAUCGAAGUGUUGCGCCGCGAUAACCUGUUCUUAUUGAGUAUCUGGAAAAAACAUGCGAAAUCCUGUCAACUUCAGGCUCUUCGACAAAUGGGUACACUGGGAUCCACAAUCGGACAGUAUGAAACCACUGACAGUAGACCUACAUUCAAUAAAACAACCGUUCAUAAGGUUAACAAGCCUGAGUUUGGGGCUAACAUCGGUUGUCAAGGGGUGCAUUCAGAAAUAAACUGGGGGUGUGAAAGGAUGGACGGGGCCAGGGCUUCCCAACACGCUGCACGCCACGCUUCUCUGUCAUCGACAGGCAUGUCACCUACGCCGUCUCCGCUGGAAACGCCCCCAUCGUUCGCUUUCACAUAUACUCCGGAAUACACAAUUUUGUAA
Molecule: messenger RNA, 853 nt
Organism: Liolophura sinensis
Lineage: Eukaryota; Metazoa; Mollusca; Polyplacophora; Chitonida; Chitonidae
Exons: 4
Coding region: 128-853 (241 amino acids)
Biological process (GO): regulation of transcription by RNA polymerase II
Cellular component (GO): nucleus
Molecular function (GO): RNA polymerase II cis-regulatory region sequence-specific DNA binding; DNA-binding transcription factor activity, RNA polymerase II-specific
Source: RefSeq, a predicted model, not a curated record